AUGGUGGCUAUAGCUUCCAUUGGUUGCCUCUAUGGCAACAAUGGGAGCUUCAAAGGGUCACCACCAAAUGAUGAACCACAGCCCGCAAACAACCACCACCUCGGUAUCCUGGCAUUCGAGGCUGCCAGGACCGUAUCCCGUCUUCUCAAUCUCUACAAAUCUCUCUCCGAUUUAGAAAUCUCAAAGCUUAGGAAAGAAGUCUUUAAAUCAACAGGCGUCGUGUAUCUAAAUUCAGACGAUGAAGGGUAUCUUUUAAAACUCGCAUGCGCAGAAAAGAUUGAAGAUCUUGACAAGGCUGCAUUGGCUGUUGACAGGCUUGGCAAGAAAUGUUCAGAUUUAAUGUUGCAUAACUUUGCCAUGAUUUACGCUGAUCUUAAAACUGGAGCGACGGAUUUAAGAAAAUAUGAAUAUGGAUCAAGCAAUACAAAGAAGAAAAUUCGUAAGCUAAAAAGAUUUUUGUCAUCUACAUUGAGUUUAUAUGGUUCCAUGCAAACUAAUUCUUCAGGAACAGAAAUAUUGGAAAAAAAACAGAACUCCCCUGUUCCUUUAAUGAACAUGAUCAAUUUUCCGGCUAUUGAAUGGAAAAUAACACCUCAUAAAAAACAUACUUGUGAUAUCAAAAAGACCAAUUUAUGGACACAACCUUUUGAAAAAGUUGUUAGAUUAAUGGCAAGGAUUGUACGUGUAAUAUACGCCAGGAUUUGUAUGGUGUUUGGACCAUAUGUGCCUGAUUUACCAGCAGCAUACCGAAGCAAAAAUAAACAAGUCGUAAAUAUCCUAUCUGAAUACUGGAUUCUUGAGCCAAGAAUCGAUAACAGAGGUUCUGGGCCACGACUCAUUAGAUCAAAAUCAAAAAAAAAAUUCGUGAAGUUUUAUAGCCGGAAAGUGAAGAUACCAACUAGUGAAGCUCCUGUGUUUCAUACAGCCGGGCCAAAUACUAUUGGCUGGUCACGUUUACAAAUUCUUUACGCUAACUUGAUUAUGAUGGCUGAGGAAAACAUGACUCGAAAGAAAGUAAGAGAUGAUGUUCGAGAUGAGAUGUAUAGAAUGUUACCAGAACAUUUAAAAGCCAUGGUGAAGUUAAAGAUCAGGAAAAUGAAAGAGUGCCGCGUGAUUGACGAAAAGGGGAAAAUGAAGGAAUCAUUAAGGAAGACAUUCAUGUGGCUUUCACCGAUGGCAACUAACACGUUGUUGUGGCAACGAGAGAGGAGGGUGGAGAUGACACAUAGUUUUGAGAUGAGGCCUCCAGUGUUGUUAUUGCAGACACUGCAUUUUGCAGAUAAAGAGAAGACGGAAGCUGCCAUUGUUGAGGUAUUAGUGGGUUUGAGCUUUUUAUACAUGCAAGAGAAUUGCCAGGUGCCUGAAGAUUGA
This is a messenger RNA of Erigeron canadensis, 1371 nucleotides long. RefSeq names its product protein PSK SIMULATOR 1-like. The transcript is spliced from 2 exons. The record is from RefSeq and is a predicted model, not a curated record. The coding region runs from base 1 to 1371 and encodes 456 amino acids. Gene Ontology annotation, biological process: positive regulation of growth. Lineage: Eukaryota; Viridiplantae; Streptophyta; Magnoliopsida; Asterales; Asteraceae.